Molecule: messenger RNA, 1065 nt
Organism: Caenorhabditis bovis
Lineage: Eukaryota; Metazoa; Nematoda; Chromadorea; Rhabditida; Rhabditidae
Source: the annotation of a GenBank genome assembly
AUGGUAAAAUUGGCGAUCAAUCGCACAAUACUCUACGUGGAAAACGAUGCCAACGCACCAGCUCAUCUCGAUUCCGGCACACGACUCAACGAAUUCAUCAUCGAUCGCCUAUUGAGCACCGGCGGGUUCGGACAGGUGUUCGAGGGCCGCGUGAUCAGAACGAAUCAGCCAAUCGCUAUCAAAGUCGAGUCGACGUCGGCAAAAGUUCAGCUACUAUUCAACGAGACGUCAUGCUUGAGGAGCUUCAAUCAGGCGUACAACUCGCUGGGUCUCACACAGCAAGCGCCAUUCCUCAAGUAUUACGGCUACGGCGUCGUCAACGGCAUCCGAUUUCUAGCGAUGGAGAAGUGCGGCGAAAAUCUGAGGGAUCUCAAAGCAACGACGGCGCUCAAUCGAUUCAGCAUUCCAACGUCACUCUGGAUUUUUUACAAGAUGAUCACCGCUUUAGAGAUGAUGCACAAAAUUGGAUGGCUUCAUCGCGACGUGAAACCCGCCAACUUCUGCGUCGGACUUCACGAUAAGCAUUCGCUGUACACUCUCGAUUUCGGCAUGAGUCGCUGCUACGUCGCCGAAGACGGCAAUCUGAAGCCGAAGAAGGUGAACGCGCCAUUCAACGGCACAUUGCGCUACGUCUCGCUCAACAUCCAUCGACGUCAGGAUGCGAGUCGUUGGGAUGACAUCUGGAGCGCGUUCUACAUCGCCGUCGAGAACAUGGUUGGCUUUUUGCCAUGGCGGCGCGCCGGCGACGUCAACGCCGUCGGCGACAUCAAAUCUCGAAGUGAUCUCACCCAGCUCAAAUAUGGACGCGAGCUCUACCAGCCGAAAUCGCUUACAAUCAUUCAUAGCUAUUUGAACGCCUCGCUGAGCGACGACAUCUAUUUCUAUCGUCAGCCGCCAUAUCAAGUAUUCCUCGCUGAAAUCAAGUCCGACUUGCAAUCGCGACAGUACUCUCUCGACACUGUGCCAUUGGACUGGAAUCAGCCGAAAUGCGCUCCGGCCUACUACUACAAUACCGCGCCGGCGGCCAACUUCAAUCAAGGCGAUCGAUCCGUCCGCUUCUACUGA